Molecule: messenger RNA, 7674 nt
Organism: Rhipicephalus sanguineus (brown dog tick)
Lineage: Eukaryota; Metazoa; Arthropoda; Arachnida; Ixodida; Ixodidae
Gene: RhoGAP15B
Exons: 18
Coding region: 412-4197 (1261 amino acids)
Biological process (GO): signal transduction
Source: RefSeq, a predicted model, not a curated record
ACCCAUGCUUGCAUGUUGCUCUGCCGCCCUGUCUACAUUGCGCGUAAUGUAUUCCUUGAGGUAAACAGCUGUACGCACUCCUAAUACAUUCUCUGCGUAUCGAUCAUCUUAGGCCGUCACGUGGAAGUCGUUCGAGAUGCUGUGACGCGAAGUUAUUGAACAGUGCGCAACAAUUCGGGGAGGACCUUGACAAAGUGUUGCUGCCGAUCGCUAGAAGCUUGGAAUCGCCGGACAUCCGUUGGCUGGCGCAGUAAAUACAGGAUUGACUUGACGAAGUCGUAAAUCGUAAGCUUUGUGCAUGGCUAAAAGCAUGCUUUAACACUCGUGUAUCAUGCGGUACCGGCAAAUACGCGCGUGGCUUUGACAACACGCUCCGUCCCCGAGUGAGCUUGGCAUGAAAGCCACCGAGACAUGAACAAUCCUCCCCCGAUCCUUCCACGAAGGCCGCAGCCACUUGCGUCGGGCACAGAACAAGGCCUUUCCCCGCCGCUCUCGCUCGACACCAAAGUCCCAUGUCGUUCACUCUCAUUUAAAGCACCUAAGAAGGACAUGACAUCAUCAGAGCCGUUGAGCUUGAGAUAUGUUCCAGACAGUUCUGUGGCCGCAUCGGAAGUUGUGAUGGAGCCAUCCGCGGCACAACCUUGUUUGUCUCACACACAGAAGCCAAUGGCACAGCAGUUCACAAACCCAAUUUACUUGCUCAUGGACGACAAGAUGGAAGCCGCUACCAGCAUAGAAAAAGCACCUAGAGCAAACCGCGCACCGGAGAUCAGCGACACCGACUCUAUAAUGUUCCUUAAAAGGAACAGGCCAAAGCUUCAGCGGCAAAAGGGCGAGGAAGCUCCCAAUUCACCGCAGUUGCCACCUUCACUUUUUCCUCACAUUUACGAAGAUGUACCUCAAGGAGUACUGGAGAAAAACAGGAAGCUCAUUGCAGAGCAGGAGGCUCGCAGUUCAAGUGCCGUUGAGUCUCUUGAGUCUCUUCCGGAAGAUGCAAGUGCCAAAGAUGAAAGCCCAAGAACUCCACCAAUAACUCCACAGGGCUCUCCUCAGGAGUUUGGAGAGCCAGUGCGCGAUGUGAGUGUGUUUUGGAACCCGCCCCAGCUGUCUGUUUCAGGUGUCUUCUAUGAGUCUCCUGUCCACCGAUCUCCUCCAAGCAAGCAAGAUCUGGUUUCACCGACCUAUGACACACCUCCUAGCCUCAGGAAGCAAAUCUCACUGACUGACAGUGAAUACGAAAGCGUUUCAUUCAAAACACCUCCAUCGUACGAAAUUCCACCUCCGCCUCUUCCCGUCAGUUGUGACACACAGACACCAAAGGAACGCAAAUCCUCGGACAAUGAAGAGCCUAAAUUUCCAGUUGCUGCAUGCGCGGCACAAGAAGACUCACUUUCACCUUCCUCGACACCAAUGCUGUACGAAGUGCCCAAACCUUUCCCAAGGCCUUGCAUUUCACCUCCAGGGAACGCUUUUGUCUUCCCGGGCUCAUCUCAAGUCUACGACAUCCCACCGCAACGGGCAGCUUUUACUUCACUCUCAGAUUCACCCAGGGACUCGGAGUUCAUGGAUGCAUUUGAUGUUUUUAUGUCGGAUGAUAUAGAAUCUGAAUACUUGCCAUUAAUAACUCCUCCGCCAUCCUACCCACCGCCACCACCUCCCGAACCAGAGCCCCCCGAAAUACCCCCGAGGACCAACACUGCCGCUGCAUUGCCUCCAACGAGAUGCUUGCCUGACCCACAGGUCCCAAUUCCAGCAGUUAGAACCUCACUCGCAAGGCGGAACCAGCUUGACCAGCAGCCGAAGUGCUCCACACCACUCUCAAACUCCGCAGAUGAAGGGAAGGCCAGCCCUCGAGCUAAAACGGUAUCUACCUUCUAUCGUGCUCUUCUCCCGAGCCAGCACCCUGUUCCAGCUGCCUUCAAGGCUGAUUUCGACCAAAGCCCCACCCUAUCCCAACGAAGCGCUUCGUCGAAUGCUCCUCAUAGUGCACCAGACUCUCCGCAACUUGAAAGCCUAUUCGGGCACAGAGCUUUUGCUGAUGUGAGCGAUCGCUGUCCCUCCAGGCAAGAUACAUCUGCGACAAGCGACUCCUCUUCGCUGCAAUCUGAAGACUGCUGGGCUGCAGACAAGCUGGACUUCUCUGGAUAUGUUUACAAAGCUGGAUCAAAUCGCAAAGCAUUCCAGAAAUGCUGGUGCACGCUUAACGAUGGCUGUUGGAGCUACUAUGCAUCAGAAAAGGAUACCAUUCCAUUAGGCGCCUUGGCACCUCAAGAUAUUGGGGCCGUUUUUGCUGUAGCUGGAAACGAACCGAGCCCAGCUACGUCCACUGUGCCCAACCUGUGGUGCUUUGAGAUACAAGCGCUACAGUUGCAGAACCGACCCCUCCUGCUGGGUGUGCAAACGCUGCCCGAGCGAAGGGAGUGGCUCGAGCGACUGGCACGCCUGGUAGCGCCGCAGACGAGCAGUGGCCUAAGCGCACGCCAGUUGCAUGGCGAGCCCAAGCAUGCCGGCCGGCUGCACCUCAAGGAAGGCACCAGCGGCUUCUGGCAGACGGCAGGCGUAGUGCUUCGUGGGCGAUCUCUUGGCAUACACCUUCCCGGGAACGUGGAGCAGAUCGACUUGCACAAGGUCAUGUCCGUAGGCAAGAUAACUGCUGACCAGACCUACUUGACCUUCGGAGGGGCUCAGGAACGAGGUCCUUCGUUCCAAGUGAGAAUCCCUGGAAGGGUGCUUUACCUUCAGGCAGACCACCCGAAGCACACAGAAUCCUGGCUAGCAUCUGUCACCACGGCGUGGCAGACGCCUCCGGAUGCACCGCUGUCCGAGCAGUACAUCACCCAAGAGGGCAUCCCUGUGGCCGUGGACCGCUGCAUCAACUUCAUUAGCACACAUGGCACCCUGUUGACUGGUAUCUACCGACUUGCUGGUUCUAGUUCCAAGAUAAAGAAGUUGGUGGAACACAUGCUGCAGAACCCUUGGGACCUGCACCUGACUACUGAGGAAUACUCUCCGCACGAUGUUUCCAAUGCGUUGAAGCGCUACUUGAGGAGUUUCAAGGACUGCCUCCUGACAAGUUCGCUGUUCAAUAGCUGGAUUCAGUCAAGCAAGUGCCAGAAUCCAGCAGAAAGGAAGAAGAUGGUCAAGAACCUGUUGAACGAGCUCCCCACAGUGAACUACUUGCUCCUGAAGAAGUUGAUCAGCCACCUCAAAAGCAUCAGUGACCACAGUGACAAGAAUUUCAUGCCAGUGCUCAACCUGGCACCUGUGUUUGGACCAUCAGUGCUUUACAAGAUGGUCGAAGAUGUUGAAAACGAGACACCAGCCAACUCAAGCUUUGAGGAGAACAAUGCCUCCAUGGACGUUGUUGCUGACCUCAUUUCUGGCUACACUUGGUUCUUCGAGGUGGACCCUGCAGAGAUGGAAAAGGAGAAACGAAUUCAGGCAGCCAUGGAUCUCCUUAGAGAAGCGAAAAUUGCUCAGAGACCAGCUGGUGACAUUCUAGUGGGUGUGUAUGUCUACAGCAAAGACUGGGGUCACUGCAUCAAUGUCAAGCUCUCUCCAGCCAUGACAGCAGGUGCAUUGUGCAAGCAUACCAUGCAGCAGCUGAACAUCAAGGAGCCCAUUAACAAAAUGGCUGUCUUUGAAGUUGUCUGUGAUCAAGAUCUGGAACGACCUUUGCAUCAUAGCGAGCCCGUCCUCUCAGUCGUCGUUCGCUGGGCCAACUGGGAUGCAUCGUUCGCAAAGUCCAAUUACCUUUGCAUCAAGAACAACUACGUCUAUGACGAAAUAGCACCCCUCGUAUCGAAUCGCCAGCCACUGUCUGUGUUCAGUGAGCUUCGCUAUGCCGAGGCCCGUCAGAAGAGCUUCAAGAAAUCUGUCCUUGAGUUUACGGGUGGCAAGAUAACGCAGUACAAAGAUUCAAAGGCUAGUCAGCUUCUGAACCAGUGGAACAUUGAGGAUGUCCUUUGGUUCAUGGGGUGUGAAUCGCGGCGGAGCCCACCUUCCAAGUGGAAUUUUACAUUUGUGAUGCGUCAGGGAGACAUAAAGAGGACAAGAGACCGUCCAUUUUUUGGCAACUGUGUGAGCCUAGCCACCCAGGAAGAAUUUGAGAAGUGGCUCGCGGCAAUGCUGAAUGCCGAGUUCCCCAAAGGUAUUUUCCCCCCUGCUCCCGAGCCAAUUCCCGACCUGCUGUCCUGAUCGGCUGAGGGAGAUGCGAGUUCCUUUUCAUCUUUUUCUCAGCAUCCGGCUUUUUUUUUUUUAAGUUGUUUAAGUUUGUUGAAUCUCCUUGCUUUUUCGGUUUGUACUGGUUCUGGUGCUGUCAGCAGCAAAAGUUUGCGGGACGAGGAAGCGUUGGCCAAACCACAUUGUUGCGUGUCUUGUAAUCAGAGACAGAGCAGCAUGUUUGGGAUGCCACCACUUUCCUGCAGUCGCGUUUGCUCGCUUGGUUCUUUAUAAGAUCCUCUGCUCGUGCUUUGCAAACCACAGAGCCACAUUUUGAGCAAAACCAUUUUUAAACGUCUCCUUUGUGCGAUAUUGGACUUCUCACUACAAGCUGACCAAAAUUCUCUAUGCAUCUUAUGCAAGAUGCAUCCGCCUUAGUAUCUUGCAUAGCUGCGCCUCGUGUCUGUUGCGGACACUAGAGGUAGUUCUGUAUAAGCAAGUGAGCAAACAUGUCUGCAAGAAGGAGAUGUGCAUGUUUAAUGGCUGAGUAAAGACACGAACGCGCUAGUGAAAAAACACGCAUGGCACGCCGUCGCUGUUAAAACGCAAGCCUCCAAAGCUUCCGAACAACAGCAUUUCUGAGCCGCAAGAGGAAUGGGUCCGUGCACCAUUUUUUGCGGUGUGCCACGUGUCGCUUUUUGAGGACACCAAUUGGAGCGGCUCCCUGACCUCUUCCGUGACGUACGCGCUCAGUACAGUGGGGGGCCCCAGCCGGACGCUGUUUGAUGGGGAGGUUAGUUUAGCGCGGGUUUGCCUUGGUCAUUCUGUCUUUCUGGAAUGGGUUUGAGCAGAGGUGUAAUAAGGGAAAGGUUUUAGAACUCAAGCUUGCAUACCUCAUUCCCUACAAGUAAGCUUUGUCACUGACGCGCAACUGAGGCCCCUGCACCCUUUCAAAAAAAGCUUCUGGGGGAAAUUGGCGUGACCCCCCAAAAUGCACCUUGUGAAAGCGAUUUGAGCCUUUGUACUCCCGCGCAACAAUCCAAAAUGGAUAAGCUCACCGCGAUCUGGUGUGGCCGCACCGUUGCAGCAGCGUUUCUCUGCCGACAGCGCGCCACGUGUGUUUUUCCGCUAGUGCGUUCAGGGCCUUAAGAUUCACCAUGUCAGAUUUUGCUUGCAGUAUGGUUUGGCUGGUAACUGCUCAGCCCGUAAACUUCUGCAGUGACCUCCUUUUCUCCAGGUGCCACUGUUUUUGUUGUGGCUUGCUCGUUGUUUACUAUGUGUUUUUCUAUCCUCUACUGCUGACGUUGAAGUGGUAACAUGCGCACACUUGCAGUGUCUGUAGUACGUAAGUGUGGCUGUUGCUUUGUAUAGUAGUUGCAUCUCGUCCACAGUUUUGUGUAGCUUUGUUUUGUGCGUGAAGCUGUACUCGAGAAACCCGUCUUAUGCGUGGUUAUGUUUUAUACAACGAAUAUGUCUUACUCUCCCUUUUUUUUGCAUUUUUUAUUCUGGCAUUUCUCAAGGCCAAGGCAUGUUGAUGAUGCUAAGGGUUUCACAGGGUACUGCUUUGAGCAAAGGGUUGGGUGGGGAGGGGUUAGAGAAGGUGUGGCAGCCCCUGCUGUGCGCAUUGAAAAAGCCAUUCAUGGUGAGUGAAGCGUGCAUUCUGAAUUUCAAUCAGUCACGAGCGUAGGCCUGCCAAGUGAGUCUUUUCCAGCUGUAUCUGACUUCCCGGAAUGACGACCGCUUUUUCUUCUUGUGUUUUCGAACUGUCCUCUAUGACGUGUUCCGAGUGGAGCCAAAGAGUAAAAUGUACGUGGUGCUUUAAUCUGCUUGCAUUGAUCUGUAAUGCAGUUGAAAUCUGGAGGCCUGCUGAGGAUCUGUAUUGAUUGUAGCAAUACUGUUUUACUUGGCCUCAGUGUGAGCACAGUCUGUGUCUCCUCAGUUCUGUAAGCUCGAUUUUUAGUGCGCUUAGAUCUCCAUUUAUUUCUAUAUUGCGUUGACACUCAUGUUGCUCGAUCUGUCGCACAAUAGACCAAUGCGUUUUGUAGCAAAGUAGUACAUGUGUUGUGAAUAUGAGCUAUGUAUGCUGUGUUUAGUGUGGUCUAUUGAACUGUCUCGAUCUUUUGCAUUGUGCAGUUUUUAGUGGUGAAACUAUUUCAGUUUUAGUAGUCUUUGGUGCUUCCAUCUCAAUGUUACACCAAAAACCAGCAUGGUUACAAGCAUCGUGAACUUUCUGAGGUGUCAGAAAUGUUUUAUCUCGUCAUAUCUGUUGGCCUAUCAUAUUUGUGCAAAUACGGCUACACAAUAUCCUCCUCACACCUAAAUAUCCACCCAAGAACUGCUCGUCAAGCUGGUUCCCAUUACCAAAUGGGACGUUACAAUCAUGAAAAGCCCAUUUUUUUGCUUAUCGCAGUUACAUGGUAGAGCAGGACCUUUACAUAUGUGGAGGAAGAGCGGGCUUCUUGUAUUCCCUGUUGUAGAAAUCCUUUUUAUUGGCUUAAACGCAGAGGUUAUAUUGCAAAAUGGUGUCACAGAUUCUCAUUUUAAAGCCGCAUUGUAAAUGUCUGUGACAACUUGUGGUAUUCGAGAGAUAUUUUACGGGCACUUUUUGCUCUACGUGACAAUGCAGUUGUGUACACCAAAAUUGGCGUAAAUAUUUUGCAAAUGCUGACUACAAUGCAUUUAAACCACUUCCAUUAUUCUCUGCAUGCAUCAGACUUUAAACAGUAAUGGCUUCCAAAUUAGUUUUGAAGAGGAUUAACAGCAAAGUGCCCAAUUGGGUGCUGGGGAAUUGAUGGAGGUAUAUACAUAGACGUUGUUAUGCUUUGUGGUUUGAAUAAAUAUUUGAUUUGCUCAUUUGUAUGGAAGAUUUUAAGUUUUACAGGAUCAAAUGCAUAGUAUCAAGAAUGUUCAGAGACAAAGUUGUCAUCACGAGCAUCUGCUUUCGAACACUCAAUUGACAGGGUUCGUUUUUAAGGCAGGCUUUGAAAGCAAGUUACUUUCUUAAACAUAAGCUCGUUUAAUAACCGUUAUGUGGCUGCAGCCAGUUCUGAGAUAGUAAAAUCAUGCAGAUACAUUUUUAAUUCUGCCUAUACAUGAACUUUUAACUAACACUAACUGUUAACUAACACUCAGUAAUAACAUUGUUGAACAUGUGAAUGUAGACAGGGCAGCACCGAUGGACAGAAGUUGGUGGUGAUACAAUGUGAACAAAUAUAUAUGUAUGUAUAUAUGGUUUUACACUUUUUUAUAUGCACAUGGCUGCCAACGUGCAUGUGCAUAUUUUACAACUGACCAAAUGUUGCAUUUACUGUAUAAUAAAUGUUCUUUUUGAAGAGUUUUGCAGUGGCAACUAUGAAACACUUGUGCCAUGCUGUAGUUUUCAUGUUACUCUCCGUGGAUCAAGUGCCUCGUGUAAAGCUUCUUUCUUUCCCUCUCUCCCUCUUUCAAAGUAUUUUGUUGUGUUUUAUUGACCUGUUGUACUCGUUGGCUUAAAUAAACGCUUGUUGUACCAGG